AUGCAGGCACUCCGUCCUGUUGACCGAGUGGCCAGGCCUCGACUGCCAGCACGCCACAGCCAGUGCGCCAGGGCGACCAAGCAGCGGAUCCUGUCUCUCGUGUCCGACCUGGAGCGCAGCGCGCCCUUCCGCCCCGACACACCCGGUGCCGCCGACGCCCUGCUGGGGGAGUGGGCGCUGGUGUUUGCGAGCGACGGCACCGUCGUCACCCGCACCGCGCCCGCCCAGCUGCUGGCGCAGCUGACGGCGCUGCCCGGCGUGGGGCUGAUGAACAUCCGGCAGCAGCUGGAGAGCCCCGCAGACGGUGGGGCCAGUGGUGGGGCCCUGGGGGAUGCUUGA
Molecule: messenger RNA, 339 nt
Organism: Monoraphidium neglectum
Lineage: Eukaryota; Viridiplantae; Chlorophyta; Chlorophyceae; Sphaeropleales; Selenastraceae
Exons: 2
Coding region: 1-339 (112 amino acids)
Source: RefSeq, a predicted model, not a curated record